This is a messenger RNA of Thunnus maccoyii (southern bluefin tuna), 388 nucleotides long. Its product is annotated as hepcidin-like. Gene Ontology annotation, cellular component: extracellular region. The transcript has 3 exons. Gene Ontology annotation, biological process: defense response to bacterium; intracellular iron ion homeostasis. NCBI's taxonomy places the organism in Eukaryota, Metazoa, Chordata, Actinopteri, Scombriformes, Scombridae. The record is from RefSeq and is a predicted model, not a curated record. The coding region runs from base 131 to 388 and encodes 85 amino acids.
CAACAGAUGCUCAAGCGAGUAUAAAUACCAGCACAUUUAGCACACUCAACAUCAGACAGGUGAAAAGAGCUGACAAGAUCAGGAUCUGAAGAAAUCUUGGUGCAACUUAAACCACUCACACACUCUGAAGAUGAAGACGUUCAGUGUUACAAUUGCAGUGGCCAUCAUGCUCACCUUCAUCUUCCUUCAGGAGAGUUCUGCUGUCCCAGUCACCGGAGAACAAGAGCUGGAAGAAGUGAUGAGCAAUGACAGUCCAGUUGCUGUACAUGAAGAGACAUCUGUGGAAUCAUGGAAGAUGCCGUAUAACAGACAGAAACGUGGCAUUAAGUGUCGCUUUUGCUGCGGCUGCUGCACCCCCGGUAUCUGCGGAGUGUGCUGCAGAUUCUGA